UGGUGCCAUUGCCGUGCGUUGGAGUGGAAGAGCGAGCGUGGCGAUCUAGGGCUGCAACGGAAACACGCAUGGAGAAAGCAAUAAUACUGUAAUGUCGAGGAGACACGAGGAGGUCGCGUUGUUGUGGUCACGAAAAGCCGGCUCGGUUAACUCUCCCGCCGCCGAUCCGAGCCAAUUCCAACCUCACACCACCACGUGCCGUCUUCGUCCGUCCAUUUUCCAUCUCUCCUGUCUCCUGCUAAUGCUUUUCGCGAGGCGCUUGCGAGCGAAGCCCACUUGGCCAAUAUUUCUGUCUCCUGCCGAGAAAUCCUCCCCGCCAAGAGCGCGUCAGCUCCGCCGCGGACCGACCGUUUCAGGGGACCGCUUUCGGAAACGGCCAGGCCAUGGCAGAACUUUGUUCCGGCGCCGACGAUAUUGUUCGCGAUGGCAUUGCUUGGUCGUCCAUUUCAAGACAGUGAUUGGGAUGACUUUGUUCAUUUUUAGUCAUAGGUACUAGCUAGCGCGUUUUGCUUACGAGACGGGGCUUGCAAUUCAAUUUCCCUAUGCUA
This is a messenger RNA of Trematosphaeria pertusa, 548 nucleotides long. RefSeq lists its product as uncharacterized. NCBI's taxonomy places the organism in Eukaryota, Fungi, Ascomycota, Dothideomycetes, Pleosporales, Trematosphaeriaceae. Bases 92 to 496 code for a protein of 134 amino acids. The record is from RefSeq and is a predicted model, not a curated record. The transcript has a single exon.